AGUAGUAGUAGUAGUAGUAGUAGUAGUAGUAGUAGUAGUAGUAGUAGUAGUAGUAGUAGUAGUAGUAGUAGUAGUAGUAGUAGUAGUAGUAGUAGUAGUAGUAGUAGUAGUAGUAGUAGUAGUAGUAGUAGUAGUAGUAGUAGUAGUAGUAGUAGUAGUAGUAGUAGUAGUAGUAGUAGUAGUAGUAGUAGUAGUAGUAGUAGUAGUAGUAGUAGUAGUAGUAGUAGUAGUAGUAGUAGUAGUAGUAGUAGUAGUAGUAGUAGUAGUAGUAGUAGUAGUAGUAGUAGUAGUAGUAGUAGUAGUAGUAGUAGUAGUAGUAGUAGUAGUAGUAGUAGUAGUAGUAGUAGUAGUAGUAGUAGUAGUAGUAGUAGUAGUAGUAGUAGUAGUAGUAGUAGUAGUAGUAGUAGUAGUAGUAGUAGUAGUAGUAGUAGUAGUAGUAGUAGUAGUAGUAGUAGUAGUAGUAGUAGUAGUAGUAGUAGUAGUAGUAGUAGUAGUAGUAGUAGUAGUAGUAGUAGUAGUAGUAGUAGUAGUAGUAGUAGUAGUAGUAGUAGUAGUAGUAGUAGUAGUAGUAGUAGUAGUAGUAGUAGUAGUAGUAGUAGUAGUAGUAGUAGUAGUAGUAGUAGUAGUAGUAGUAGUAGUAGUAGUAGUAGUAGUAGUAGUAGUAGUAGUAGUAGUAGUAGUAGUAGUAGUAGUAGUAGUAGUAGUAGUAGUAGUAGUAGUAGUAGUAGUAGUAGUAGUAGUAGUAGUAGUAGUAGUAGUAGUAGUAGUAGUAGUAGUAGUAGUAGUAGUAGUAGUAGUAGUAGUAGUAGUAGUAGUAGUAGUAGUAGUAGUAGUAGUAGUAGUAGUAGUAGUAGUAGUAGUAGUAGUAGUAGUAGUAGUAGUAGUAGUAGUAGUAGUAGUAGUAGUAGUAGUAGUAGUAGUAGUAGUAGUAGUAGUAGUAGUAGUAGUAGUAGUAGUAGUAGUAGUAGUAGUAGUAGUAGUAGUAGUAGUAGUAGUAGUAGUAGUAGUAGU
Messenger RNA from Sycon ciliatum, 1011 nucleotides. RefSeq lists its product as uncharacterized. The transcript has a single exon. NCBI's taxonomy places the organism in Eukaryota, Metazoa, Porifera, Calcarea, Leucosolenida, Sycettidae. The annotation marks the transcript as partial. The record is from RefSeq and is a predicted model, not a curated record.